GUAUUUUUCAGACGACUGGUUACGCGCAACCAGGAACCAUGGACGCGGAAGAUGGUGAGGUCAAGGGCUUCGAAUUCAACGACCAGAGCAUCCGCAGAGGAUUUAUACGAAAGGUGUACUCCAUUUUGAUGUGCCAGUUACUAGUGACCUUCGGUGCCAUCUGUCUCUUUGUUUAUCAUGAGCCUACCAAGAGGUGGUUCUUGGCUAACCCAUACAUGAUAUGGGUGGCGUUUGCGGUAACGUUCGUCACGAUGAUUGUAAUGGCGUGCUGCGAAAACGUGCGGCGAACGACUCCAACGAAUUUUAUAUUCCUGGCCAUCUUCACUCUGGCCGAGAGCUUUUUGCUGGGCGCGGUCAGCGCUACCAGCGCUCCUGAGGCGGUAAUGAUGGCAGUAGGCAUAACAGCAGCAGUAAGCUUGGCUCUUACGCUGUUCGCUUUCCAGACAAAGUGGGACUUUACUAUGAUGGGAGGAUUCCUCGUCUGCGCGACAGUGGCCCUGCUUAUUCUUGGAAUUUGUGCCAUAUUCAUCCGGAGUAACAUCCUCCAGCUCGUCUACGGUUGCAUUGGCGCCCUCAUCUUCUGCAUGUACCUCGUCUACGACACGCAGCUCAUGAUGGGCGGCAAGCACAAAUACAGCAUCAGCCCUGAGGAGUACAUCUUCGCCGCACUGAACCUGUACCUGGAUAUUGUUAAUAUCUUCCUGUAUAUUCUGAUGAUAAUAAAUGCUGCUUCGAAGUAGGUUUCGUAAAA
Cydia strobilella is the source of this 751-nucleotide messenger RNA. Its product is annotated as protein lifeguard 1-like. Bases 39 to 740 code for a protein of 233 amino acids. NCBI's taxonomy places the organism in Eukaryota, Metazoa, Arthropoda, Insecta, Lepidoptera, Tortricidae. The record is from RefSeq and is a predicted model, not a curated record. The transcript is spliced from 5 exons.